CCCCCCUGAAAAUGAGGAGAGGGGAGAGGGCAUGAGAUAAGCUGUGGUCCACGCAGAGGCAGACGUUGGAUUGGCAUGGCUGUGCAGCUCAGCGCUGCAUCCACGAGGCUCCUGCCUGGACAUUUCCCUUCUCUUUGAAGCCGCGGCGCGGACGGACAGAGGAACCCUAACCUGGGCUGUGUUUUACAGCAUGUGCCGGGCUCUGGGAGACAUAGAGGGAAAAUUGAGGGGAGGGGGGACAAACACCACCACACACUUGAGCGAUGCUCCGUGAGCUUCUCUCUUUUUCCUUUCAGAUCGGCGGGCUUUUCUGAACCUCGGACCUCGGACUAAUGGAGGAAUGCAACGAUAUAACUCUGUGCUUGUCAUGCUUGAAUCACACCUUCAUCUCUCCUUUUGUGUCAGAGCCCUCAUUGUCUUUGUCUGUCACUGCCGCCAGACCAACUGUAGGGUAGUGUGGCGGACACAGCCUCCUCCUCAACCCCCCUCUCCCCUGUGUGUGUCCCAGACUUUCCUUCAGUCUGCGAUCGCUCGAGCCCGUUUUCCUCGUCUGAGCUCCACUUCCCUUUGUGUCCGGCACGUUUCCUCCGCCUGCCGUUCUUCCUCUCUGUGUCCACUCACAGCAGGCAGGCUGCUCCUCUACCUUUGCCGCUCGCUACAUGAUCUGCUGGAAAACAGUUGUCGCCUGCGCCGUGUUGUCUCACAAUUCCAGAGCUCUGUCAGUAAUCCAUCUCCAUAACGUCAGGAUGUUCAUUCAGGAGGACUGAUCCCCUCCACCCCUCUCACUCAUCCCUUCCCCUCCCUCAUCCCAUUCUCCUGCCCUCUGACCCUCACCUUCUUACCGUCAACCCCCACCCGUCUCCUCUUUGUCCUCAAUCCAAGCGUUUUCUUUCAUUUCACCCUCCUGACCAUGUUGCCAUGCAUCUGCUGGCUUCAAACUAUCCUCGUCUUGCUGUCCUCUGCCUUAUGGACCCUGGGGGAGAACUGCCCAGCCAUCUGCCUUUGCCCAGAUCCUCACACUGUUGACUGCAGCGGUCGUGGGUUGACCCGACUACCCGAUGAGAUCCCUUUGGAUGUCCGCAGGCUUUUGUUGGCUGACAACUGGAUACCUCGCAUUCCUUCGGACUUCCUGGUUCUGUACAGUGACUUGGUGUAUUUGGACCUCCGGAACAACUCUCUGUCACACAUAGAACCCGGGACCCUGAGCACCUCCUCCAGACUGGUCUUCCUGGACUUAGGCAGCAACAACCUGACUGAAAUUCCCAAGGGGACUUUCGGGGAGUCCCGGAGCCUGAUCAAACUACGACUGGGAAACAACCCCUAUCUCAGCAUGGUCAACGAGGACGCCUUCCUGGGCCUCACCUCUCUGAGAGAACUUGAACUGGAGCGUAAUGCACUGUCUACCCUGAAGGUGGGGGCAUUGAAACAGUUGCCCUCCCUGCGGGUGGUGAGACUAGAGGGCAACCCUUGGGUGUGCAACUGUAAUUUUGCCAACCUCUUUGAAUGGCUGAUGGAGAACAGUCACAAGCUUCCAAACGGGGUGGAAGGCAUCGAGUGCUCCCUCCCCAUGGACGGCCGGCAGGUUUCCCUGACCCAGCUCUCAAAGGACAGCUUUCGUGAGUGCCAGGCCACCCUGACUUUAACAGACCUGCUCAUCAUCAUUUUCUCUGGCAUCUCUGUGUCCGUGGUGGCCAUCAUGACCAGCUUCUUCCUGGCUUCCACUGUCCACUGCUUCCAGCGCUGGAGUAAAGGCACCAAGGGCGACGAGGAAGAGACCGAGGAAUGAAGCCGAUCUGCUUCAAGCAAUUCAACAGUAUUUGCCCAGUUUAGUUUCCUACCUGAUGAAUAUUCAGAACAAAAGGCGUUUGGAGUGGCAUAGUUCCAGUUUGCACAUAGACGCUGGAAUUACUGUAAUAACAGACAUUCCUGAGGAAUGAGAACCCGGGAAGGUAAUGAGCUGCUCUGCUAGUAAAAUGCUGUUAGAGAUUAUAGAGACAGCUCCUGGUUAUUUAUAUUCUCUGGGUGUCAAAGUCAAAAAGUACACACUAAUCUACUGAGGCCAUGACCUUUGUGACAAGAGGGAAGAAGAUCAGGAUAAAUUGCAGAAAGAACAGGUUGCUGCUGUGCUGUCACCGUCGUCUUAGAAGACCAAUAACUUCUCAGCUCGUAUUCAUGCUGCACACUCAGCUCUGAGGUACCAAAUUCUUUCAAGUUUGACAUCCAGCAGGCUUUUUUCUGAGGCUUUAUCUUGGUAAGGUGAUUGACUCAUGAUCUGGCGCUUAAAGCGAACCACGCCGACCACUGACCUCAAUACUCAGCCACCUGUAAAGCAAUUUGCAGACAUAUUCCUCCUCCCAGCUCCUCUGAUGAAUUGGCCUCCUCCCUAAAGUGGAGCUCAGAAGAAAGUUCAUUUCCACACUAUUUUUGCAAAUGAAAGUGAAGGCAGAAUGAGGAGGGAUGUCAGUGUGUCUCUUCACACUUUCUGUAUUUUUGAUGUAUAAUCACAAAAUUAUAGUCCCGUUUAGUCAUAGAAUCAAGAGUAUUUAUUGAGUUGAAAUGUAUAGAGAGAAAUAUUUAUGGUAUAAUCUAAAAAGGAUGAAAAAUAUAUGAAUUAGAAUCUAUUUAGACUCGUUGUGUUGAAUAACGCACUUUAAAUUGUGAUUUUUUUUGGCAGGGCCCAGUUGCAGCAUAUAGACUGAUAUUGUCUUCAUCUGCCAAAGACUAGAUUCAUAUAUAUGGACUGUGUAGUGGAUGACGUGCUACCUAAAAUACAUGGAACAAAUUGCACUUUGCAUAAACACAUUGUACUCGAGCAGUUAUAGAUCUCCAAAGAUUUCUUCCUGUCUGUCUGUGACCUAACCAGCAGUCUUCGUAUCUUGGGAGUGUUUAGCCUCUAGUCUAGCAGGGAGGCCACCUCUAAAAUAACUCUCACAGUACAGCACAAUAAACGAGAGGUUUAUUUUCAUCUGAGCAUCAUCCAUGUAUAUUGUCUUUACCAUGUCAGUUUUACCUUACUAACAUUUAUAAUUUGAUGACAAAACUCAUUUUUUUCCUCAUAGCAGCAUCAGCAGCCUCUGGUCAUUUUGCUCAGCGAAGCAAAGCCCUGAUUUUUUUCAUUUGGAUUCUGAAUGCACAUCUCCACUCUGCUUUAUUGUUUCGCCUCACGUUUUCUUUUGUAAGGCAUGAAUUUAAUAAAAAGUGACAUGUAGCAGAAAGAAUGUCAAGUUUCUAAAUGCAAAAAAAAGCCAUGGACACAUGAACGGCGCCAUGAGCAAAUGGCGACGCCGUCUCUGCGUGGGUCAUGUGAGGGGAGAGAGCGGGACACAACAGCUGUCUGACCUUUUUCAGAGCGUUAUAACCUUAAAUGUGUAACAUUCUGAGGCAUUUUGCAGAAAUGACAUAUAAUAAAUGUGGCCUUACUCAUUGCUGUGAUAUUUUUUUGUAUUGGCAUCAGUUAAAGCACAUGAAAAUCACUAGAGACUGAUAUAAUCUUGGUAUUCUCUUGUAAAGGAUGUGUUGCAUCAUGAUGUAUGUAGGUUGUAUUGUCAACAGUAUGUUUUUAUUUACAUGUGAAGUUACAUGUUGUGUUUGAACUGACACAUCUGUAUAGAUGGUGUAACAUUAGAAACAUAUACGGAUGUAUUUCUGCCCCAAACAAACUAUUUAAGCAUUAUUUGGUUGGAACUGAAGCUGGUGAGAGUUAGAGCAUCUUCUUGGUCACUGCUUCAGGAUUUCAGGGUAAACAUGGAACCCAGACCUGCUCGUGUUUCUCCGGUACCGACAGCCAAACUUGAAAUAGAUAUCAGAGCCGAGCCUCAAUCUAAUGCAGGAAGUGAAUAUCAAUCAAAUGUGAUCAAAUGUUUUUAUGUCCAUCAUUAUGUGUUUAGCGUUGAUUCCAUGACAGCCUGCACUGCAAGAUAGGUAUCGAUUUGUUUACUGGUGAGAAUGAAAAGUUUGAGAUUUGAGAACCAAUAAGUCUAGCUAAAAAUAAUACUUUUUUGAAUUCUGAAACUUCUGCAGUAAAAAAUAAAAUGUAUUUCAAAUAUUUGAUUUGUCAAGGUAUAACCACAGACUGAAUAUGAGAACUGGACUUAGUGACCCCUCCCCCUUUGCGUUUCAAACAGGAAGUACCUGCUGGUUCCAAAAAGCUAAAAUCCUGCAGACUUUAAUAGAGAAAUAACAUUUGACUGACAGAUUUAGUGUGGCUCGGUUUCCAGUGGUAGGGGUUUGGACUUCCAACAAGCUCACGCCUGAUUGGCCAGAGUGUUUUUCAUAGAAGCAAUGAUUCAGAACAAGUUGGACCAAUCACUGCUUAGUGCUACUUAACCUGUACUGGAAACCCGAUUGGUACCUCGCAUGCUUGAAUCUUAUGUCACUUCCUCAGGUCGCCCACAUAGUGACAGUUAAACAAUUUAAAUAAAAUUAGCUCCUGGUAGUUUUUACCAGCAGUUUGACCUCCUUUACGACUGUCUGAGCCUUUCUAACUCCCAUAAAUUCAAGAUUUGCUCAACAACGAUCAGCAUCUCCUGACUAAAUUACACCACCGUAAAUAUUACACACAUUAUACUUGUAACCACACAGCUUCGAGUCAUUCUCUCUGACUGAUUUUAUUUUAUGUUGGCAAUAAGAAGAGAGGAGAGCUGAGGGCAUGUUUUCUCUGGGGAGAUGCCCCAGGGGUGACUGGAGCAACUUCUGCAGCCAAAUUAUGGUUAAAAAAGUGUCUGUUAAUAAAGUCUUGGUAAGUGGGGAUAUCUGCAUACGCAGUGGAAUAAACUGACAUCAAACAGAAGAAAAAAAAAUAUUUGGACAUGCGUGGUACGGACUGGGUAGGUCCAGCUGUGCUGUUUGACUUUGCACAUGUGCAGUGAAGAUCGUCUAAUCCUAAUUCAGAACUUUUCUUUCUUCUUUUUGUUUUUUGCAAUUUUAAAAUAUAUAUAUAUUAUUUUUGAAAAUAUUUCAAGAGUUAACUAUUAAUAUUUAUCUCUGAAAAAAACUCUGACUGGUAAGUGCCAUAAAACACAUUUUGUGCAUACCGGGUACAGAUCGGGUAACGAUGCUGCUUACUAACGAUGUCUGGCUCCAACAUGGCGGCAGCCGUACCCUGAAAAAAAUGUUGAAUGAUUUGAUUUCAUUAGAAAGGAGCCAGAAGUCAGAAGUGGAUGAUGUCACUCACUCCAGUUCCCAUGAUAACAGUUAUAAAAUGACAGAAAACAAAGACUUUCUCACUGAAACUCGUCUUUGAAAUCAGCGUUCUCUGCCUGUGACCGUUUGGUAGAAAUAGACACACAUGUAGUCAGUAACUGAAAGUAAGUGUAGGAGCUCAUUGUCAGCAGUAAAGUUCCAGAAGUUUCUGUCAUUUCUGUCUUUAGAAACCAAACAAUCCUCAUUUCAGUCCGAGGAGCUAAAGGGAUUUCAUCCAGCGGAGUGCUCGUCCCCUUUAGCAGAUGGCAAAUGGCUUUUUUUAAUAUUCAAAUGCACAGAUCUGCGUCAAAGAAUCAGAGGGACACUUUUUUAUACACACUAUUAUUUGCAACUACUAUGUAGUUAACAUUCAUUCAGACAUGAUUAUGUUAGCUUAGCUGUUAGCUUCAAAACCAUAGCAUGACGUUUCUUUUUCUCACUAUUUUGAAUGAUCUGCACUCUAGCGCAUGCACUGCUGAGUUCUGUUUCAGAUGUGGUGUCUAUUUUUCUAUCAAACCUUUCAGAUUAAAGCGUUUGUUUGUUUUCAGCCUCCAGUAUUAUAGUUUUCUGGCAUGGCAGACACGGGGAGACAGUGGUGGCUGCUGUCGCUCGGGUCGCUCCGGAUUUUGUUUAAACGACCAAAUCUGUGUUAUGCUUUGUCAGACAAAUGUCAGAGUGGCUCACAUCUGAUUCAGGCCAUGUGACGGACGGGAGAGUGACGACGCUGCUGCUGCGGCUGAAUGCAUUUCCACCUGUCAAACAGACUGUAUGUGUAGCUGUAUAUUGAUGUUUGAACAGAAAAUCCAUCAUAAUAAAAUCAAAUCUUUCUGUU
Molecule: messenger RNA, 6013 nt
Organism: Oryzias melastigma (Indian medaka)
Lineage: Eukaryota; Metazoa; Chordata; Actinopteri; Beloniformes; Adrianichthyidae
Gene: lrrc38b
Product: leucine rich repeat containing 38b
Exons: 2
Coding region: 911-1786 (291 amino acids)
Cellular component (GO): voltage-gated potassium channel complex
Molecular function (GO): potassium channel activator activity; transmembrane transporter binding; voltage-gated potassium channel activity
Source: RefSeq, a predicted model, not a curated record